Molecule: messenger RNA, 366 nt
Organism: Camellia sinensis
Lineage: Eukaryota; Viridiplantae; Streptophyta; Magnoliopsida; Ericales; Theaceae
Source: RefSeq, a predicted model, not a curated record
AUGGAACAUAAUGCUAAGAUGUGUGCACACGAAGGCAAAGACUUGAAUGAUGCAACAAUGUAUCGGCAAUUGGUGGGUAGUUUGCUUUACUUAACUUUGACUAGACCCGAUAUCUCUUAUGCAGUUGGUGUGAUGAGUCGAUACAUGCAAAAUCCAAAGAAGCCUCAUUUGGAUGCAAUUCGACGAAUUUUGAGAUAUGUGAAGGAUACAAUUGAUUGUGGUCUGUUGUACAAGAAAGGUGAAGAUUGCAAGCUAGUUGGCUACUGUGAUGCUGAUUAUGCAAGAGAUCACGACACUCGUAGAUCAACUACCGGGUAUGUGUUUAUGCUUGGAUCAGGAGCAAUUUCAUGGUGUAGCAAGAGAUAA